AUGGACACGCCUAUCAUCCCCUUACCUCAGGAUGCACGGGAGCAGGAGGUCAUGGAGCGCCUCGCGGCCAUCCGUGACCAGCUUCUUCUCCUCAAACAGGACCGGACAAAAUACAUCAGGUCCCAGGAUGUCAUUGGAUUAUACGAGAAAACCAUCGAGGAAAUCCGCAAGGUCAAUGAGAUCCGUGGGGACGCCAAGGACCAGGAGGGCGAGAACCGCCUCGACAAGAUCAUCGAGAGCUGCUUCCAGCUCGUGUCGCUCUUCUUCAUGACGAUAGGGAGGACGAAUGAGGCACCCGCGGCAUACUCCCUGACCUCGACCAUCAAGCGCCUACUAAAGCACCUCACGGAAGCGAACCUGUUCUCUGCGAAGGAUCUGGACAGCAUGGCCAAGACGCUAGAACAGCUUUCGAGGACUGUCAACGAUGCGGACGCGAGGCACUCCCCGUACCUACUCAAAUUGCUGUCAAAGAGGGUCGAGCUGUGCCAGACAUCGCUUGCGACAUUGCAGAAGAAAUUGGACGACCUGGACGACACGUUGCUUGCUGUGCACGAGAAGAUCAUCUCGAUCCUUAGGUCCCUAUCAUUGGCAAAUACCAAGGCCAAAUUCAACACUUCUGAAGUUACAAAGCUUCAGGCUCAACUGAAAGAUAUUGAUGCACAGCGGCAGGACGGGAAGUUCCUCGGCGCAGACGGCCAAGUUGCCAAGGGUAGCGAUGAGGUUUCUGAGCUCCUGAGGCGAGUUCUCUUGUGGUCCGACAUCGUGCUGGAGAGGAAAGGCGUCAUGCCGGAGCAGUGGAGGAGUGUCUACGAUGUCUUAAUCGGCAUUCGCAAUGAUCUCGACAAAUUUUCCAUCACACCAGCGUGGUCGCUGAGAGAAACAGAUCUCUACGACUACCAGCGGCAACUCGACAAAAUUGACGAGGCCAGAGUAGACGGCAACUGGCUGGACGACGAAGGCAAGCCGGCGGAGCUCUAUGUGCAGAGGACGUUGUUGUAUUUGAUUCGGCGAAGCUACGGCUACAUCUACCACCUCAUGGUACUUUCGGAGCCAGUGUCAGAAGCAUUGCUACCAGUUUACAACCAAUUGUCGACCCUGAAGCGGUGUCUGCUUGAAGUCAAGAACUCGGGAGGCGGAAGCUCAGUGCGAGAGUUGUACCCCUACAGCAUGAAGCUUAAUUCCAUUGACAACAUGCGCACCGACGGGAAGUUCGAGAUCAAUGGCGACAUCCCAGAAGGACAAGCAGCAGUGGCCGACCUUCUUGCGGAGUGCUUCGAGCUCAACUAUGAAUUGCGAGUGGAUGCAGAAUCGCGCGCCGAAGCAACUGAGAACACUGAGCCAUAA
Messenger RNA from Diaporthe amygdali, 1344 nucleotides. RefSeq lists its product as uncharacterized. NCBI's taxonomy places the organism in Eukaryota, Fungi, Ascomycota, Sordariomycetes, Diaporthales, Diaporthaceae. Gene Ontology annotation, cellular component: nucleus; cytoplasm. The transcript has 4 exons. The coding region runs from base 1 to 1344 and encodes 447 amino acids. The record is from RefSeq and is a predicted model, not a curated record.